Molecule: messenger RNA, 2817 nt
Organism: Diceros bicornis minor
Lineage: Eukaryota; Metazoa; Chordata; Mammalia; Perissodactyla; Rhinocerotidae
Gene: MARCHF10
Product: membrane associated ring-CH-type finger 10
Molecular function (GO): zinc ion binding
Source: RefSeq, a predicted model, not a curated record
AGAGGAGGAGGAAGAGGAGCACAAGGACGGCCCCCGCGCGAUUGAUGGGCGGCUCCUCCGCCCUGGACCAGCCCGCCUGCCCCGCCCCUCGGCCCCUUUAGCCGCUCGCAGGGGAGAGAGGACUGACCCGCAAGGUCAGGGAUUAAGAAUCAUGUUGCAUGAAGCAAGAGACAGGCAGAAGUUCAUCAGUGAUGUUCAAUAUCUGCGGGACAUGCAGCAUAAGGAGGACUCGGAAUAUCAGGCUUUUCUGAGACGACAGGAAUACAGAAGAGAUCCAAAUGAGAAGAAACGAGAUCAAUUUUGGGGGCAAGAGACAAAUUUUGAGAGAUCCUGGUUUUCAAGCGGGUCAUCUUCCAAACAGAGUUCUGGUGAGGAGGAUCCUCUAGCUGAACCAAGAUUAUCUACCAAGAAUUCUGCGGUUAAGUGUGAUUCCAGACUUCCAGCAAUUGACCAAACAUCAGUCAAGCAGAAACAUAAAAGUACCAUGACUGCAAGGAAACCAGAGAAAGCAGACCCUGGAAAACCCUCUCCAGCAGCCCAGGUACCACAGAUUUUAUCAAGGAAGAGGUGGCCGAACCUGGAGAGACUGACUGUCAGCCCAGAAAUGCAGAGCCCAAGAGUGCCUGGGGACAGAAGCAGACAGAAAUCGCAGCUGCUGGCAAAGGCGCCAGCCCUCAGGAAAGCAGAUCCAGAACCCAUGUGGGCAAGUGACACUAAGCUGAAGAAGCCAACUCUAGAGAGAAGAAACUUAGUCCCAUCCUCACAGCUCAUGACAAUGACUGAGAACACCCCUGAGAGAGCCAAAAAAGGAGACCCCAGUGGUCUUUCCCAGAAUGAGCCACAUCUAGCUCUAUCUCAGGCCUUCCAAGGAACAAAUAGUCCUCAAGUGUUGAGCAAGUCCUUGAGGCCACCACUUAUAACCACUACCAUGAGAGGGCCAAGAAGGGCAUCAUUUAGGUUCAGAGAUGAAGAUUUUUAUUCCAUAUUAUCACUAAACCCUGGAGGAGAAAAUGAUGACACCGAAGAGGAAACCCACGUAGAGGAAGAGCGUUUGUUGCUUGGUAUGCAAUCAUCCCGUUCUCCUUCCAAUCAUAAGAGAAGUAGAUUUCCUGGAACAUCGGCCACUCGGGCCAAAAAUAAAAAUUUUGAAGAAAAUCCUGAAAAUUGCAGAACUAAUUCUGUAAGAAGAAGUGAGUCCGGUCAUAGCUCAUUAAGAAUAAGCAAUGCAGUGGAGCCAGGGACAGAGCAGCCUUCUGUCGGACAAAGGAUGUUCCAAGAUCCCGGGCUGCCUGAUGGGGGGUCUGCUAAAGAGAAUGACAGUGGUGAUAGUGAAAAUGAGAAAAAGACCUUUCAUUCCUGGGACCCCAAAUCCGAAGCCAGUCUAGAUGAUGAUCUCAAUGCUGAAAAUGUAUGUAGUGAUUGUACUUCUGUGGAAGAUAGGCCUGGCAGCCAUGAUUAUGAAAGAGACUGGCAAGCCUAUUUAAACAAUUCUAGCAGUUCUCUUGACUGUUUUCUUUCUGGUAGACCAAGAGCUCCAAGAUCAUCAAUGAAUUCAUCUUAUAACACUCCUGGAUCAUUAAGGCAUUCUGCUCUAAGAGAUGAUAUUCCGGUAGACUUGUCGAUGUCAUCUAUUUUAGUUCACAGUUCAGACUCAGAGGGAAACUCCAGGCUUAAUGUUCGUCGACCACUGUCCCCCAUUAGAAAUAGGAAUCCAUUUGCCAGUGCUGAAAACCACAGUUAUUUUCCAGUAAACAGUGCACAUGAAUUGGAUGUCAGGGGAGCAGAAGAUAUUACUUUAACAAGCCGAUCUCAGGAGGAUCAAUUAUAUACAGAAGAUCUCUUACUAAAUCGUCAAAGCAGCUUGUCCUUAGUGGAGUCUUCCAGCUCCUUCCCACCAAGAAUGAACUUACAAGGCCACUUGCAUGUGCCUGGCUCCCUGCAAGAAAAUAUACCUUUUUCUUUCUUUACAGUGUCUGAUUUCUCAAAUCAAAAUGAUAAUGGGAACAGAAUAGCUGUCUCUGGUUUCACAGAUGAAAAGGAAGCCACUAAAAUAAAGGAAGACCCUGAGAAACUCAAGAAAUUGCAAGAAAGUCUCCUGGAGGAGGACUCCGAGGAGGAGGGAGACUUGUGUCGCAUCUGUCAGAUAGCUGGGGGUUCCCCAGCCAACCCCCUCCUGGAGCCUUGCGGCUGUGUGGGAAGCCUGCAGUUUGUUCAUCAGGAGUGCCUGAAAAAGUGGCUGAAAGUGAAAAUAACAUCAGGAGCGGAUCUGGGCGCCGUGAAGACCUGUGAGAUGUGUAAGCAAGGCCUGCUUGUCGAUCUGGAUGAUUUUAAUGUGACCGAGUUCUAUCAGAAGCACCAGCAGUCCCGGGCACAAAAUGAGCUGGUGAAUUCAGGCCUGUACCUGGUGCUGCUGCUUCACUUCUAUGAGCAGAGUUUUGCAGAAAUCAUGAGACUCAACUACAACUGGCUUGCGAGAGAGAGGAUUCCGAGUUGGGAGAUGGAAAUGAAAGCAGCAUUUAUCAAAGCAACGGCCGGGUCAUCUAGCGAGGGAGCUGGCUGUGGAGCUUGGAGAGACCUAUUCCCCCAGCUGCCUUUUCUACAUCCCCACGCGCCUCCCUUCCUCCUCCUCUUUACUGAAACUGAAACCAAUGUGUUCGCAGCUAUCAUUUUCACCUUGUGCCACUCUCUUCUUGGGGUCUGGCUUGAGCAUAUACGGACAGCAACAGUGACCAGCCCAGUCCCAGACAGCGCAGGCCAGGCAACCUGGGCUGGUUGAGCCCCCCUACAGGCUGCCCUGCUGCUGCCCAGAAGCCCAGA